CAUUUGCAGCCUCAAGAAGAAAAAGCCCCCCUCUUUUGGGGAAUCUGAAUUUUCAUUUCGAUGGCAUGAACUGCAUCGGCUCAUGGCACUUUCUUUCUGCGACCAUGGGUGUUGCUGUUCCUGGUGAUGGUGAUGGUGCCGAGUACGAUGAUGAUGAUGCUCCCUGGUAUAUCCCCCGGUAUAUUGUAAUGCCGCCUGGCGGGGGCCGACGACCCACAUAAAUCAUUCACAAUUAGAUACGGACGCAACUGCGGCAGCGGCUUAAACACCUGACCGACUUGCCUCCUAAAACUCCCAGUGAGUGAGUGAAUGGAUUGCAGAUUGUACCUGCUGCCGCGCCCCUGCAACGUCUUCGGCAACUGCAUCUUCGCCUCCUGCAACCUGGUCAACCUGCUUGGCUCCGCCGAAGCUUGUUUCUGGCGGAAGAGCUGCUGCCGCUGGAGCGCCAGAGCCGGCUAAAAAAAAAAGGAAAAAAUUCUGAAUACAACAAAAAAAAAGAAGAGCCAGCCAGCCAAACACACGUAAAGAACAUCGCCGUUGUCGUCGUCUUGGAAUUUUCUUCUCUUACAAAAAAAUAAAAAAGAAAAACAACGCGCCUGGCCGACCAGGCAAAAAGUGUAAAAAAGCCAAGCAAAUGCAAUCGCGGCUCAAAGCAAAAAAAAUUAGCGCAUAGUGAAGAGUGUGGCCAAGAGUGUGUUGUAGUUAGUGAGUGUGUGUGAGUGUGCCCAGCUGAGUUGAAGAAGCAAAAAAGAAAAUAAUAAGAGAGAGAAAAUUGAAAAAGUGUCAAGCGAGUGGAGAGGAGCCGGCAAUGCGACCAGGCGACCCCGACGGGUUAAUUACCGUUAUCCUUGCACAGAAACAGCGGCCACUAAACGGUACUCAAGUUGUGGAUUACGUCUACGCCGCGUUGUCGCCGCGUGAAAGGACAACAGCCAGGCAUUGCAUCUGCAGCAACAACAACAGCAGCAGCAGCAACAUCUGCAGCAACAGCAGGAACAACCACUGUUAGAGCCAUAAAAACCGCAUUGAACACAAGGAGAAGUCAAGUGAACAUUCCAAACGGGCUAAUUGGCAAGCCGCGAAAUCAAAACGAGAGUAAAAGCCUAGCGAAGCCUUCACCAUGAGCAGCCAGCUGGAAGAGGAGGAGUAGCGGCUGACAAAGGCGAUAACUGGCAAUAAGUGUGAGGUGGCAGUAAAGGAUUCCGGGGAAAAGUCUACGCCAUCGAGGAGCCCGGAAAAGCCCAGGAAAAUGCCAUCCGUAGGCAAUAGCAGCGGUGGCGGUGGCAACGAUGCACGUCUCAGUUACGUUGUAAAUCAAGUUGCAUCCGUAUCACUCUCAGUAUCCGCUUCCUCAUCCGCCUCCGAGUCCACCUUUCCCACCUUUAGUCCCCCGCGAAUCGAGAGUCUUGUGGCCAGCAGUUCGGCAGAGGAUUUGAGCAGCUUUGGCGACGUGACCUUCGACCUCUUUGACGACGAUGACGACCUUUUCGGCUCCCCAAUGGCCUUCGAUGCCAGCGAGAAUGGCCUCUGGAACGGACGCUUCGUACCGCCCCCGCCACGGCCGCCGUUCUUUGUGGACGAGCCCGUCCUGAGUGACGGCCUGACCACAUGCGACCUCUGCUCCUGGGCAAUGCCCACGAAAAGCACCUUCAUGUUUGAGGGAACGAUAGAAAAGGCCACAGAACUGGGCUGGCCACUGACGUUGAUCAUCGUGUCCGUGUUGUCGGCGCUGCUAGGCGCCAUCAUCAUGAUUGCCGUGGUGCGCUGCCGGCGCAAAAAGUCCUCCAACAAUCGCAACGACACGCACGUGCAGUGGUGGUCACGCAACAAGCGCGCCCACGCCAAUGGGCUGAAUGGUGCGAAUGGCGGCGCCGGUGGAGCGGCGGGAGGAGCUGCUGGCCACCAUCAGGGCCACCACCACCAUCAUCAUCAUGGCGGCAGCAGCAGCAACAUCAACAACAACCACCUGAGGCGGAGCAACAUCUACACGGCACACCCGGCGGACAGUAUCCGGGGACUGCAGCCACUGCCGGUGGUGCUGCCCCUACCGCUGACACUACAGCAUCCACAGUCGCCCACGGCUCAGUCUGGAAGCCAGGCUGCUGCUUCUGCCCCAUCGAGUCACUACUUCCAUCCCUUCCAGCCGCAGCAGCAGCAGCAGCAGCAGCACCUACAUCAUCCCCACCAGCACCAUCAGCAUCAUCACAUGCCGCUGUAUCCACAGCAGCAGCAGCAGGAUUGCGACGAGGAUGCGGCCUACGAGGAGCCGGAAUAUCACCAGCCGCAGGUCCUGCACUCGGCUCAGAGCAGCAGCUCCCUGUCCUCCGUGGAGUCCACGCCCAUGGCCAGGGAGGCAGCUGGAGCCAGUCAGUGGCCCCCGGCAGCCACAGCGGCUACCAUGGUCAUAGCCAGCUGAGAGGCGGGCCAGGACUGCUCCUGGAUAUGGCAGCAGUAGAGGUCGUCCUUCAGCCACUUAAGAUGCGGAGCACACGGGCGGCGUCAGAUCAUAAAGGGGAUUACACGUAACAAUUUUGUGGAGUUUAUUUUGCGCCAGUUCAUCCGAGAAGGAAUCCCAAACGAAACGAAUUUAGUGUCACUUCCGCUUCCGGUUCGCAAACUAUCGAACGGGUGGCAGAGAGAGAGAGAAAAGGAGCCCGACACACACAUAUCCUUAAUAUGCCAGCCACGUUUUAUCCUUUAUUGCCGCUCGGCAUCGAAACAGGGAUUUGAUCGGAUUAAAGCAAAUAAAGGGCGUGUGCACUGCCACAAGUUGAAAUCGCAGUUUUCGGGCGUGUUCGACACAAUCCCCUUGGGCUUUAGUAAGCCCCUUUAAGGGGUAUGCCCCACGUCGAGUCCCGGCCACUUUACCACUUGUCUGGCGCUGUUUAAAUGGACAUUUUCGGCUUUGAGCUGUGGAGUGUGGUUAAGUGUAUCUCCCGGCGAGAAAGGAGAGCUAACAACCACAAGCUGGUUUGCAGGAUAAAGCAAAGUUGAAGCGAAAAUAAAUACAUAUUUUAGAAAGUAUAAACUCGCAGAAUCAUCCUUAAAAACAUUAAUCAAAUUACGCGCUCAAGCAGCUAAUAGCAUUUGCAUUUCUCAAAUAGAGGCACUCGCAAAAACAGAAGCUCAUGACAAGCAUAUCAAACAUGUAAACUCCAACAACAGCAGCCAACAAAAAAGUACUUAAAACAAUCAAACUUAACAAACUUAACAUUAAUACAAAAAAUAAACGUAAACGGAAACUCGCGCCAUUGUACAUAAAUUGUAAAUAAUUUUUGCAAUCCGCUCCAAUUAGCAAUUAACUAAGGGAGCGUGCCACACCAAGUUGUUUCUCCUUCAACUAAAUACUGCAGUAUUUGCAUUAUCGGAAAGAAAAACAAAAAAUAAAUAAAACCAAGCGAAACGAAAGCUAAACAUUCCUCUUCACAGCAAACGCAAAGUUCAAGUUUUCAUUUAAAACGUAAUUAUAUUAAAAAUAAUAAAUAACACACAACCAAAGACUAGUCAUUUAAGUCACAAACGUUGCUAUGUACAAAUGAGAGAAAAAGUAUGAUUAAGCCAGUUAAUUAAUUCGAUUUAUUUAGUUUAGCCAGAUGAAAGAACAACUGCAAUAUUGUAUUUUAAAUAUUUAUUCAUUAAACGCACCCUCUAUCGCCCUCUCUCUACAUCUGUCCCGCAACAACAAUAAUCGUAAUUAGCAUUUAUAAUUAAAAACUCAAACAUCCAGUAAAUAAUAAAUAAUGGAAAUGAAUGGAGGCGGAGCGAAAAAAUUACUACGAGCAACUCAAAAUGUUCCAAUGUUUAGAUUAGCCAACUAAUUGCGUGGAAAUGUAAACGAAACAAAACAAAAGCAAAUAUGCAUCAUAGUUUUCGCAGAAAAUUCAUUAAAUUGUGCAGAAAUAAUUUAGGCACA
Molecule: messenger RNA, 3913 nt
Organism: Drosophila serrata
Lineage: Eukaryota; Metazoa; Arthropoda; Insecta; Diptera; Drosophilidae
Source: RefSeq, a predicted model, not a curated record